Aspergillus nidulans FGSC A4 is the source of this 885-nucleotide messenger RNA. RefSeq names its product SDR family NAD(P)-dependent oxidoreductase. The record is from RefSeq and is a predicted model, not a curated record. Lineage: Eukaryota; Fungi; Ascomycota; Eurotiomycetes; Eurotiales; Aspergillaceae. The coding region runs from base 1 to 885 and encodes 294 amino acids. The transcript is spliced from 4 exons.
AUGGCUUCCCGUCUCUCCCAACUAAACGCUCACCUCAACUACCCGCGCGGCCUCCUAGCCGACCAAGUCGCCAUCAUCACCGGCGCAGGCCAAGGCAUUGGUGCAGAAGCAGCGCGCCUAUUCGCAAACGAGGGCGCAAAGGUCGUGAUUGCUGAUAUCGACGGCGAAAAGGCCAACGCUGUCGCCAACGCCAUCAACUCCGCCUCACCUAAUCGCGCUAUUGCCGUCGUUGGCGACAUCCUUAACGACAAGUACAUCACGACUCUUGUUGAAAAGGCCGCCGAAUUCGGGAACGGCAAGAUCCACAUUAUCGUCAAUAAUGCGGGUUUUACGUGGGAUGGAGUUAUUCACAAGAUCACAGAUAAACAAUGGGACACCAUGAUUGCGGUGCACAACACAGCGCCGUUCAAACUCAUUCGCGCGGCAGCAAAGUACUUCCGCGUCAAGGACGGGGAGCCACGUGUGAUUAUCAACAUCUCGAGUACGAGCGGGAUUCACGGGAAUGCCGGGCAAGCAAACUACGCCCUUGCCAAAGCGGGCGUUGUGGGCCUGACACGUACAAUCGCAAAGGAAUGGGGUCCGCAAUUCGGCGUCCGCUCGAAUACCAUUGCGUUCGGGUUCGUGCAGACACGUCUGACCGCUGCGAAGGAGAAGGGGGCGUUCAUUACCACGCCCGACGGAACGAAGGUUGCCCUUGGUAUACCCGGGCAGCAGCUUGGGGCGAAGGAGGGCGCGAAGGAUGGGAAGCCGGCGUAUCCGGAUAUUCCGUUAGGCAGGCCGGCGAGUCCUGAGGAGGCGGCGAGGAGUGUGCUUGCUGUGGCCAGUCCGUUGUUUAGUUAUGUUAACGGAGAGACAAUUCGGGUUACUGGAGGCCGGAAUAUGUAG